AUGUCAACUGGUUCAAAUUUUUCAAAUAAUUAUCCUGAAGAUUGUAGUGAAGAAGAAAAUUUGCAAAUACAACUUGUUGAUAAUAUUUAUGUUAGUGAUUUAGAAGAUGAUAAUGUUGAUACUGAACAAGAAGAAAUUAUACAAAAAGUUAAAUUUAGUACUAAAGAAGCAGAUGUUUGGAAAUUUGUAGAUAAAGAAACUCAUAAAUGUUUUCAAUGUUCUAAAAUAUUUGAAUCAACAACAUCAACUAGUUCUAUUCAUAUUCAUUUACAAUAUUUGCAUAAAUUAUUAAAUAAAGAAAAAUCAAAUAUUGGAAUUAAAAAACAUUCAGCAGCAGUUCAAGCAGAAAAAACUCAAGCAAUUCUUAAAUGGAUUAUUUUAUCUCUUAAACUAUUUAAAGUAGUAGAAGAAAAGACUUUUCACAAUAUGAUUCAAAAAUUAGAUCUAUUUUACCAAAUUCCUACUC
Messenger RNA from Dentiscutata erythropus, 466 nucleotides. The record is from the annotation of a GenBank genome assembly. NCBI's taxonomy places the organism in Eukaryota, Fungi, Glomeromycota, Glomeromycetes, Diversisporales, Gigasporaceae.